Messenger RNA from Pleuronectes platessa (European plaice), 2682 nucleotides. Its product is annotated as zinc finger protein 239. Gene Ontology annotation, biological process: regulation of transcription by RNA polymerase II. The record is from RefSeq and is a predicted model, not a curated record. The transcript is spliced from 3 exons. Gene Ontology annotation, molecular function: RNA polymerase II cis-regulatory region sequence-specific DNA binding; DNA-binding transcription factor activity, RNA polymerase II-specific. The coding region runs from base 237 to 1388 and encodes 383 amino acids. Lineage: Eukaryota; Metazoa; Chordata; Actinopteri; Pleuronectiformes; Pleuronectidae.
CAGAGACUCGUCGGGUGUCCGCCCACCAGGAUGGGAAGGAGAAUAUUGCAGUUUACGAUGUAGCGACCCGCAGCCAUUAGCUUGUUCUCACAUGAAACAGGCCCCGUGUAAAGCUCUGCGGGAGAGAGACGUGAAAGGCGCUGCUUGUAAGGAUCAUUAGAGAGGUGGGAGUCCAACUCGCAGGCCCUGUUCGUUCUCUUAACGGGUCACUGAGCCAACGAGACAAGGCUGCAGUAAUGGACCCCAACACAGCUUCUGACAUUAAAACAGAAUCUUCAGAGGAAAGUUCUGGAGAAAUCUCUGUGAACGAAAUCUCAGAAUCAGACUCCAGUGACACAGAGGACUCGAAGCCGCCAGCCAGCAGCACUAAAGACAAGUGUUACCCUUGCGCCACCUGUGGGAAGGUAUUUGACAGACCAUCAAAGCUAGAAAGGCACAAACCUGUGCACACAAGGAAGCCUAAGACUCUUCAUCAGUGUCAGCACUGUGACAAGAGUUUCACUCAAGAAGAGAAGCUGAUCCGACACCAGAAUUGCCACAAUAGGACUAAUAAGCAUCCCUGCCCCGACUGUGGAAAGAUCUUCAACAGGCCUUCAAAGCUAGAGAGGCACAAGCGCACACACUCGAAGAAACCAAAAGAGCCUCAUCAGUGUUCAUACUGCAAGAAGACGUUCAGUAAACUGAACAAACUUAUCCGUCACAAGCGGAUGCACACGGGGGAGAGGCCUUUCACCUGCUCCAUCUGUGGUAAAGGAUUCUCUGAGUCAGGUCACUGCAAAGCACAUGAAAAGACACACGAGGAGCAACCGGAGAAGCCCCACUGCUGCCCGGACUGCGGGAUGCGCUUCUUCAAGGCCUCAGAGGUCCGUCGGCACUCCCGCUCCCACUCCGGGGAGAAACCCUUCAGAUGCAGUUUGUGUGAAAGUUGCUUCUCCCGCUCAGAAGGGCUUAAAAGACACAUGAGGAAGCACACAGGGGAACGACCCUACAAGUGUGUUAUCUGCGGGAAGGGAUUUUACUCUCGUCAGGAUUUGAACAUUCAUAAAUUGACCCACUCGGGGGAGAAACCGCAUCUUUGCCCUGUGUGUGGGAAAGGCUUCUCACAGCUGGGCAACAUGAAAGAGCACGAACAAAACGUUCACAUUAAAUCAGAGAAGUAUAUUUGCAAUGAAUGUGGGGCGACCUUCACACGGUACAAGUCUCUGACAAAACAUCAGCGGACGCACACGGGAGAAAGACCCUAUCUAUGCCUCACCUGUGGUCGCAAAUUCUCAUGGAGCCAUUCUCUAAGCAGACACCAGAGGACACACACGCAUGGGCAGACGUCUAUGGAGAUGUCCAAAGACACUUUAAGUUUGGAAGGAGCCUCUGAGAUUCCCAGUAGUUGAAAAGGAAUAUUACUGGAGAGAACAUUGUGUUAGCAAUUUGCCAAUUCGUGGUGAAUUGAGAACAAAUUUUAAAUGUUUGUAAUGAUUCACUUUACUGCUCACAGAAAUCCAUAGCAUGGUGUUUCCGAUUCGCUUCUCCAUGUAUUUUUUAUGAUACAAUGCUGAAGGUCCAUUUCUGGCAUUUGAUUUUUAUUGAUCUGUGUUGGCAAUAGAAAUUAAGACUUGAAAUCACAGCGCCCCCUGGUGGCACCAGGAAAUGUCUUGUUUUUGGCUUGUCUUAAACUUGGAUGUAUUCCUCCUCAUCCACUGACCUCAACCGUAUCAAACUGUGUCAAAUGGGUCUCAAGACAUUGAUAAUGAAGGCAUAAGAUAACUGUGACUUUUCGUCAAACGCCAUAUUAAUUGCGUGGCAUAAAAAUUCAUCAACUCGCCGUGAAACACGAAAUUGCUGUAACUUCAGUGUUCAUGGUUCUAUCUCACUUAAACUACAUGUGUGAAACAACAUCCCCCCCCCUGAAGAUUUUCAUAUGGUUUUAAGGAAUGGGCGUGGCAAAACAACUGACUAGCGCCCCCUAACGGGCAGCCCCGGCACUACGAUUGGCCGACAUGUACAAAAAUCGAUUUGGGCAUUUGUCUUUUCAUAACAAACAAAUAAGUCUCAUGGAUAGAUAUGCUAGACUAAACAGGAACCCCGCCAUUUUGGAUUUAGUGGCCAUUUUUGCCAUAUUCCACAUUUUUACUAUGAUGUACUUGUCCCAGGGCUUUCAUCAGAUUAACCUCAAAUUAAGAUCAGUGUCAUCACAACAAGAUGGAGAUAAAAACUGAUUUAGCGAUUUAUUUUUCGUGUGAACAUGUGAAAGUUUGAUUAAAGUUUGAUUAAACGCCAUCAAAACACGAGGUUCUGUAUCUCGGACAUGCAUUGUCCAUUCGAGUCCAAACUAGACAUGUAAGACAAGAGUGUCAUAGCGCCACCUACUGAUUCGCCAGGAAACAGGUACUUUGUUAAUCCACUCUGCCUUAUCCAACCGGCUCCAAACUACUGACCUAUGAUCACAAUCCUGAUCUGAACAGCUCCAUAUAAAUAUUAGUUCAGGGUCAUAGCGCCACCUACUGAUCAGUGUUAAAAUUAAGUUGUGUUAACAUUGUCCAAUUGACACAAAAUUGCUCACGCUACAUCAGAGCGCCUACAUGAACAGAUCUAUGUGUCUGUGUGUAAUAAUAGUGAUGGCGCCACCUACUGGCAAAAGGAAGUAAGCUUUGUUUUACAACUAUCAUUAAAUUUACAUAAAAUGUU